This is a messenger RNA of Cuculus canorus (common cuckoo), 2249 nucleotides long. It is a transcript of the gene NUP42, whose product is annotated as nucleoporin 42. NCBI's taxonomy places the organism in Eukaryota, Metazoa, Chordata, Aves, Cuculiformes, Cuculidae. Gene Ontology annotation, molecular function: metal ion binding; nuclear export signal receptor activity. The coding region runs from base 54 to 1322 and encodes 422 amino acids. Gene Ontology annotation, cellular component: nuclear envelope. The record is from RefSeq and is a predicted model, not a curated record. The transcript has 7 exons.
GCCCGCCCCUCCCCUCCCCUCCCGCCGCCCGCCCGGCCCGCGGCGGGGCCGCCAUGGCCAUCUGCCAGUUCUUCCUGCAGGGCCGGUGCCGCUUCGGCGAGAGGUGCUGGAACGAGCAUCCCCGGGGCGGCCGCCACGGCGCCCCCGCUCCGCAGGGACCAGGUCCUGGCAGAGGAGGAGGAGGAGGAGGACAGAGUACCAGUAACCAGAGACACACUAAUGUUAUCCAGCCAUCUACUUUUAAGUCUAAUGCAUGGGGUGGCAGCAGAGAUCAUGGAAGAGAAUUUUUUGGCUCCUCUGAUUUUGGAUCGUCAGGCAGUGGCAGCAGCAGAAAUGCAGACUUUUCGCAGAACAGAUUCUCCGCAUUAAUGAACAGUCAAAAUAUUGCUGGUGGCUAUAAAGAUGAAGAGGAGAGACUUCUUGAAAGUGUAAUGAAAGACUUGGAAAUUUGGGAAUCUUCAGGACAAUGGAUAUUUUCAUCUUAUUCACCCAUGAAGGAAAAGCCAAAUGUUUCAGGCUUUCCAGAUUUCUCACCAGAAGAGUUGCGCCUGGAGUAUUACAACUGCAGAGCAAACAAUGACAUUCAGAACUAUAUAAACUCUGUCCAAGAGUUAGCGAAACAAUGGAAAAAGCGGCUGGUUGAGUUGAAGGCUUUAAAUGCAUCGACAAAAGCAGCUUUGCUAUCUGAAUUAAAGAACACAGUCACUCAACCGUUGUCUGCCUUUGGUUUUGGAGGACAGCAAAUGUCAAGCUUUGGGUUGUCAGGCUUUCCUGUGAACAGCAGCAGCAACACUGCUAGCAGUUUCUCCUUUAAAACAAGUUCCAAUCUCAUCAGUGCAUCAUCUGGAAACAUGCCUGCUUUUGGGAGCUCUUCUGCUCCUGCAUUUGGUGUGACGACCUCUCCUAGCGUAUCCCAUUCUGUUGGUUUUGGCACCGUGGCUGCUCCAUCUGCAGCCUCCUUCUCAUUUAAACCUUCUGAAUCAACUACCGGUUUUGGAAGUUCUGGGUUUUCAGGGUUUGGCAGUUCUGCUGCUGUGAAGUCUUCAAGCCCCGCUCCACCUAACGCCUUUGGUGCUCUUAAUGCUGCAGGAGCAGCUUCUCCCUCACGUUGGAGCAGUACUGGAUUUGGACAGACUGCCGGUUCCUCUGGACAUAAUGUAACAUCAGCUUCUUCUGCAGGCACAAACAAUACUACAUCAGAAAAGUUACAUACACCAAAGAGUGAAUUAUCAGCUGAAGAGCUGAAACAAUUUGAAGCAAAAAGGUUUACAUUAGGAAUGAUUCCUCUUAAUCCACCACCAAUAGAACUUCUAAAUAUUUAAGACUUUGUUGUGUUUGUUCUGAAGUUUAUUCUGAAAUAAUGUUUUUGCAUCUUCUCCAGUACCUCAAACUGAACAGUUUUGUGGUCGAGUAAUGAAACAAAAUGUUUCCAUUUGAGUUAAUUUUUGUUUUAUCUCCAGGUUUUGCUGCAAUGGUAUGCUCAGGUAUAAACAUUUGAACAUUGUGUUUUAUUGUUUCUUAGCUGGUUUGGAAUUGAUCUUUUGCACCUUUUUACUAAUAAAAGUAAAAUUUAAUGUUCCAUUUUAUAUUCUGUGCUGUGAAGUUCCUGACAAUUAAAAAGGCUUUGUCAAAAAGGCGUAAGUUGCGUUAUACUACUGGGUUGCUUACAUGGAUUAUUAUAGUGAUUGUUUUGCAGCUGAAAUAAGGCAUCUGCUUUUUGUUAUUGUUGUUAAUGACCCAGUGCAGGCUUCCUACAACUCACAAACAGAGUACUGAUAGUUUGGCUCAGAGUUCCAUUUAAUUCUUAUGAGAUGUGUUUUUCCAAGUAGGGUCUCCAGAGCAGUACUGACUUGUACAAAUUAAGACACAUCCAUCUCUCCAGAGCUCACUUAACUCUCAAUUGUUUAUGCCAUUACUCGGAUUUUGACACAGGAACUGGGGAAUGUACCAAAAUGUGUUGCGUCACUGCAGUUGCAGAAAAUUCCCAUCUUCAAAGUCUUGUUAAAUUCACUUUUGUAAGAAGUUAGUAUUCAACAGUAAAUAAACAAAAAAGUGUUUGUGGCUUGUCAGAUGAAUGCCUUAACUGCCUGAGCUCGUUCUAUUACAUGCUGUAGUCUUGUAUUUCGUUUGUAAAGCCUUAGUGUUUCUCAAACCCAAUUGUAUCAGAAAGACUGUGAUUAUUUUUCUUUUAAAGUUCCUAAAACUUUUAUUGUUAUUUGUAUUAAAGCCGUAUUCUAGCAUAGUGAAGG